AUGUUUGUCCCAUUUCCUCUAAAUGACACCUGUGCACCGUCUCCUCUAAAUGACAUAUGUGCACCAUCUCCUCCAAGUGACACCUGCGAACCGUCUCCUCCAAAUGACACCUGCGCGCCGUCUCCUCCAAAUGACAUAUGUGCGCCACCUCCUCCAAGUGACACCUGUGCACCAUCUCCUCCUAGUGGCGCCUGUGCACCGUCGCCUCCAAAUGACACCUGUGCACCGUCUCCUCCAAGUGACAACUGCGCGCCGUCUCCUCCAAGUGACACCUGUGCACAUUCGCCUCCAAGAGACACCUGUGCACAUUCGCCUCCAAAUGACACCUGUGCAAAAUCCAUUUGUCCACUGAAAGAAUCCUGA
This is a messenger RNA of Macrobrachium nipponense, 363 nucleotides long. RefSeq lists its product as uncharacterized. NCBI's taxonomy places the organism in Eukaryota, Metazoa, Arthropoda, Malacostraca, Decapoda, Palaemonidae. The transcript has a single exon. The record is from RefSeq and is a predicted model, not a curated record. Bases 1 to 363 code for a protein of 120 amino acids.